AUGAAUGAUCAAGGCAACACGCAGUCGAAGGACCUGCCAAGUGCGCACUCGGACACUUCCGGCAGUCGAUCUACCGCUGAUGAAGACGCCAGAGGACUGACAGUUCGCAGCGCUCGUGGUUCCUGCCAGAAAACGGUCUUGUCGGACAAGGAGAUCGCUGACGAUGUGCUCGCCACGAUGCCGAAGCUCCAUGCAGCAGUGCGCAACAACGCGACUGGUGAUCGGUGGAAGCGCCGCAACGGGAAGGGCGGCGUGCGUCUAGCAGAAUUCAAGCCGAAUUAUUCGUCAACCGGCGCAGAAGAUGACCUCGAUAUUUUACACGCCGUAGCCGCGAAAACGGAGCUGAAGUGUCACUUGAACGAGGCCCUGAGUGUACUGCUGCAUCAAGACUCGGACAGCUAUGAUUCGACGAUGAAGAGUCUUUGUGGGAAACAGUUCAAGAGGGGCGAAGUUCUCUUCGAACAGCACAUGACGUUUGAUGCGGAGUCACAACGAAAAACUCGUGUUCCGCUGGAUGAUAAGGCGCCUCGGCAAGGAUUGAUCACUGUCACCUCGACAGCAAUCAAUCCUAGCGUCAGUUUGCAGCGACGACUGCAGUCCCGCCACAGUCGUACCCAGAAACUCGUAUUCUCGACCUGCACGCACCAAUAUCCAAGCAAGAAGCGGGCGCUGCAUUUGAUGAAGACGGUUCCUAAGGACGUCCACGACCAGGUUUUGACGACUGCUGAGUGCUCAGCAUUGCGUGGUGAGAUCGAUCACAUCGGCGUUGGCUUCGAUUUGCAGUUCACUUCAAGCGCUGGGGGCAGCAACCGCCAGCGCACGACCAUUUUCGCACAUGCAUACGCUUCUGAUCGAUCGCCGUCGACGUUUUCUACUAACUCACCCGAUGGUCCAGAAGUGGAGACUAACCCCAAAGCAGCGAAGUUGGCGCGUCGACGAGUGGCUGUAAUGAAUUCAGACUCACUAACCGUCAUGCGAACACUUACCGAGUCGCUGUCGAACUUUGAGCGCAUCAUUCGCCUCACCUUCCAUUUCUUUCGUCGUGACUUCUACUGCGAGCUUUGUGGGCACAUGGUGUGCGGAGACUGCUCUGCGGUUUACGAGGUGGAGGCGCGUAUUGGACAAAUUCGUAAAAGUCGCUGCUGUGGGCAAUGCGUCGCAAGAGUGGAUUCCUGCAAGUUUGACGACGACGACUUGCUGGCUGCGUUGGGCCCCGUUAUCGUUGAGACUGCUUCGGACGCGUGGUUGCCCACGGAAGGCUCGAUCUUGAGCUUACCUAGCGGGGAUGAAGAGGACGCGCCGCCCGAGUCCGACGAUAGCGACUUGAAUGCCCAGUUGUGCUCCAAAGACCCAGCGGUACGCACUCACGCCUUGGAAAUACUUGGCAACCUCGUGGCAAGUUCAGCCAACACUUCUGCUUCUUCAUCUCCCCCGUCAAAAUCUACUACAAGUGAAGAGGCUAAAGAUCUCCAGGAAAGCAGGACAAAACGGGAGAAAUCGCAAGUGCAGCGCGUCCUGGCGAGUGUGGAGGGCCACAUAAACGAAGAGCUCCUAAAAUCUCGGGCCAAAGUAAACGCUGGAACGUGCGAUGUGAACGACCAUACGAGAGACUAUAAGUACGAGUUCGACUCGACCAAGGUCUCAAACGAAGACAUCCCGUUAGCGCCCGUGCCCGAGGCACAGAAAGAAGCACGCCGUGUCGACUUUGUUAAAAGUUGCGGUGCGCUACAGCCAGAAUACGAUCGAUCCGCGCUAAAUCUCAUCGCGGAGGUAGCAGCGAAGCGCCUCGGAUGCCCGAUCGGUCUCGUGUCCAUGAUCGAUGACGAGCAAUUCCACGCUAUCGGCCGCUACAAUAUCCCCGUCGAGGCGCAUCACCUACCGCGGAACGAAGUCUUGUGCAUGCAUGCCGUGUACGCCGAGAAGCCUUUCGUGAUCAAAAACUGCCAGCGCGACAUGCGCGUCUCGAAAUUCCCUCUUGUAAAUGACUAUGGUCUCAAAUUCUACGCCGGGUUCCCGCUCCGAGCCCCCAAUGGCGACGUCGUCGGCAACUUGUGCGCCAUUGAUGCUGUCGCACACAACAACAUUUCAACCAAAGAUUACUCCACCAUGGAGACACUAGCCAAACUCGCGUCAGACCUUCUGGCGCCUCCAACGGGUAGAGGAGCAUAA
This is a messenger RNA of Phytophthora sojae, 2169 nucleotides long. RefSeq lists its product as hypothetical. Gene Ontology annotation, molecular function: protein binding. The transcript is spliced from 3 exons. Lineage: Eukaryota; Oomycota; Peronosporomycetes; Peronosporales; Peronosporaceae. The record is from RefSeq and is a predicted model, not a curated record. Bases 1 to 2169 code for a protein of 722 amino acids.